UAGCCACAACCAAAUAUUAUCCUCCUUUUAAGAAAAACCAAUUGAGCGUAGUUUAAACAAACUCCCUAAUCCCUGUACAUGGCAAUGGAGAUAACCAUACGCCCAGGAAUUCAGUGCAUAUGCAGAUGCAACGCUGCCAUCCCCAAAUUGUUGUCUCAAUUCUCUCUUCCUUCUAAACCCACUUCUCCGAGUUCUUUCCAACAAUGGCGGAAGCAACUCUCUACCACUCGCUCACUCGCCCACGAAGCUACUGUCGCAGUAAAUUUGGCCACUGAACGUAAUGCUGAUGCAUCCCUUGUCUUAAAGAAGAAGGCAACAGAUAUAUGCGCAGAUCUGAAAGGAACGUCAAUAUUCCUCUUAGGUAUGAACAGUACAAUGAAAACCAGUGUGGGCAAACUUAUUGCAGACGAGUUAAGAUAUUAUUACUUUGAUAGUGAUAAUCUAGUUGAGGAGGCUGCUGGUGAGGAUUCUUCUGGCAAAUCUUUCAGAGAGAGGGAUGAAGAUGGUUUUCGUAAAUCAGAGACUGAGGUGUUGAAGCAGUUAUCAUCAUUGGGUCGACUGGUAGUCAACGCUGGAAAUGGUGCAGUUCAGGGUGUGACCAAUUUAGCACUUCUACGACAUGGAAUUUCAAUAUGGAUAGAUGUCCCUUUAGACAUUAUAGCAAAGGAAUUCGUAAGAGAUGAUGAACAAUCUUUGAUCUCCAACAUAUCUACUCCAGAACCCUUCUCUGAGGCAUUGGAUCAGUUAACUCUGCUUUAUGAAGAGAACAGAAGUCGAUAUGCUACAGCAGAUGCAACUAUCUCACUCCAAAAGGUGGCUACCAAACUUGCUUAUGAUGAAUUUGAACAAGUUACUGCUGAUGACAUGGCUCUGGAGGUUCUGACACAGAUAGAAAAGCUUACAAGAGUGAAGAAGCUGAUGGAAGAAGCUGGAAGACCUUUUUAGUUUUUGUUAGAUCCUCCAACUUAUAAUUGUUAAAUGCUGUAAUUGUGAGCAUGAUGUGAACAAAGCAUUAUAUACGCGUACAAGUAUGAACUUACUGUUACAAGACUAUCAUUUCUUAUCUUAAUAAAUAUAAAGGAACAUAGAUUGCUUGCA
Molecule: messenger RNA, 1098 nt
Organism: Spinacia oleracea (spinach)
Lineage: Eukaryota; Viridiplantae; Streptophyta; Magnoliopsida; Caryophyllales; Amaranthaceae
Product: probable inactive shikimate kinase like 1, chloroplastic
Exons: 10
Coding region: 79-945 (288 amino acids)
Cellular component (GO): chloroplast; cytosol
Source: RefSeq, a predicted model, not a curated record